AAUCCUAUUCUUAUCCAAAUUCAUAAUUUUAGUAUCACAAAUUAAUAAAAAUUGCAGAAAAAUAGACAAGUAUAUAUCACCACAAGGGUAGAAGAAGAACAAGUAGCGAUAUCAGUCCUCAUCGAUCAUUUUAAAGUUGUAGAGAGAUUGAGAGAUGGGUAAGGGAGGAAAGAGUGAUGGCUCAAAUGUUGAAGAAGAAAACAUGGCUGCUUGGCUUGUUUCCAUCAACACCCUCAAGAUCCAGCCCUUUAAGCUUCCACCUCUUGGGCCUUAUGAUGUUAGAGUAAGAAUGAAAGCUGUGGGUAUCUGCGGUAGUGAUGUUCACUAUCUCAAGACAUUAAGAUGUGCAGAUUUUGUGGUGAAAGAACCGAUGGUUAUCGGACAUGAAUGUGCUGGUGUGAUUGAAGAAAUUGGCAGCAACGUGAAGGAUCUUGUCCCUGGUGAUCGUGUAGCUCUUGAGCCUGGAAUUAGCUGCUGGAGAUGCACACAAUGCAAAGAAGGCCGAUACAAUCUUUGCCCGGAUAUGAAAUUUUUCGCCACUCCUCCCGUCCACGGAUCUCUUGCCAAUCAGGUGGUGCAUCCAGCGGAUUUAUGUUUCAAACUGCCGGAAAAUGUGAGUUUGGAAGAAGGUGCGAUGUGUGAACCGUUGAGUGUCGGAGUCCAUGCUUGUCGUCGUGCUAAUAUAGGCCCUGAAACAAAUGUUUUGGUCAUGGGGGCGGGGCCCAUCGGCCUCGUCACCAUGCUUGCUGCUCGAGCUUUUGGAGCUCCGAGAAUCGUUAUUGUUGAUGUUGAUGACAACCGGUUGUCAGUCGCAAAAGAGCUUGGAGCAGAUGAAAUCAUCAAAGUCUCGAUUAAUAUUCAGGAUGUGGAAGGAGAAGUGGAAUCGAUACAGAAAGCCAUGGGAGGUGGAGUGGAUGUGAGCUUUGAUUGCGCAGGUUUCAACAAGACAAUGACAACGGCUCUCACCGCCACACGUGCCGGCGGCAAAGUGUGUCUGGUGGGGAUGGGCCACCAUGAGAUGACUGUUCCGCUUACUCCGGCAGCCGCCAGGGAGGUUGAUGUGGUGGGGAUCUUCCGGUACAAGAACACGUGGCCUUUGUGUUUGGAGUUUUUGAGAAGUGGGAAGAUUGAUGUGAAGCCAUUGAUAACUCAUAGAUUUGGUUUCUCUCAGAAGGAAGUGGAAGAAGCUUUUGAGACGAGUGCACGUGGCGGCAGCGCCAUUAAGGUUAUGUUUAACCUUUGAAGAAGAACUCAAGAAGAACAAAAAUAAGUGAAAUAUUGCUUUUAAAUAUUUUGUUGUAAUUUUCAUGUUUGUGAAAAUGUGUAUCUCCUGUCUGAAAGUAAUUUAUAGUAUUUUCAUCAAGUUUUUUGUACUAACAUCAAC
This is a messenger RNA of Lactuca virosa, 1384 nucleotides long. The record is from the annotation of a GenBank genome assembly. NCBI's taxonomy places the organism in Eukaryota, Viridiplantae, Streptophyta, Magnoliopsida, Asterales, Asteraceae.